AGGCAGAUGCGGGGCAGCCAUCGCGAAGGACCCCGGCCGCCCUUCCGUCUGACGCGGUGUUUACACUUUAAUAAUAAUUCUGUUUUCUGACAUUUCUACUCAUUUCUAUCGAUAUAAUGCCGUUGUUCGAAGGCCUGGGCAGCGGAGGCGAGAAGACAGCCGUGGUGAUUGAUUUAGGAGCGGCCUACACCAAAUGUGGUUUUGCCGGUGAGACGGGGCCGAGAUUCAUCAUUCCCAGUGAGAUCAAACGCUCCGGAUCUCCGGAGGCGGUUCGAGUCGUGCAGUACAACAUCAACACUGAGGAGCUCUACAGCAUCCUGAAGGAGUUCGUUCACCUGCUGUACUUCCGGCAUCUGCUGGUGAAUCCUCGAGACCGGCGCGUGGUGAUCGUUGAGUCCAUCCUCUGUCCUUCACACUUCAGAGAGACGCUCUCCAGAGUCUUCUUCAAGCACUUCGAGGUGCCGUCGGUCCUGUUUGCUCCGAGUCAUCUGAUGUCUGUCAUGACUCUGGGCAUCCAGUCUGCUCUCGUCAUGGACUGUGGAUAUACAGAGACCCUGGUGUUACCAAUCUAUGAAGGCAUUCCGAUCCUGUCUGCGUGGGAAGCUCUACCGAUGGGAGGAAAAGCCAUUCAUAGGGAGCUUCACAGUCUGCUGAGUGAGCAGUGCACACUGGACACUGACUCUGGCACCGGACUCAGUCUGCCCACCGUCAUCAGCUGCGUUCCAGAGGAUGUUGUGGAGGAUAUCAAAGUGCGGACGUGUUUCGUUAGUGACCUGCAGAGGGGCAUGAAGAUCCAGGAGGCCAGAUUUAACCUGGACGGAUCUGCUGAGAGACCGGCUCCUCCCCCAGAUGUGGAGUAUCCAUUGGAUGGACAGAAGAUUCUGCAUGUUAAAGGAUCCAUCAGAGACUCUGUGGCCGAGAUGUUGUUCGAGCAGGACAAUGAGGAGAAAUCCAUCGCCACGCUGCUGCUGGACACUCUGGUGAAGUGUCCCAUCGACACUCGUAAGGUUCUGUCGGAGAACCUGGUGAUAAUCGGCGGUACGUCCAUGCUGCCCGGGUUCCUGCACCGUCUCCUGUCUGAGAUCCGCUCGCUGGUGGAGAAACCCAAGUACCGUGAUGCUCUGGCUACCAAGAGCUUCCGAAUCCACAGCCCACCUGCCAAACCCAACUGCACCGCCUGGUUAGGAGGUGCUAUAUUCGGAGCACUGCAGGACAUUUUAGGGAGUCGCUCGGUGUCCAGAGAUUACUACAACCAGACGGGCCGCAUCCCAGACUGGUGUUGUCUCAGCACCCCUCUUCCGGAUUCAGUCUAUGAGGCGGGAAAGAAUCAGCCGCCUCUCAUGAAGAGAGCCUUCUCCACCGAGAAAUGAACUGGACACUUUAAAUCUAGCUCAGCUGUCCUGAUCUAUAAUAGCUUAAUGUCUUUCAUAUUAGUCAGCUGUACUUAAUUUGAAUAGCAGGUGAAUGAUCUGUGUUCCGAUCGACAUGAUCCCUACACAGUGUUCAUUGCUCCCUACUCCCUGAGAAGGGGAAGUUUACUUCUUCAGAAUUUAUUCAUUCACAUAUUAGCGCUACGCCCUGAAGCUUCUUCACACACGGACGAAACGUACUAGAGUGUGACAAAAAUGCAUCUGUAAAUAAAUACAAUUUAAAUUCACGUCUCGUACACUCUCUGAGAACCCCUGCACUAAACGGUUUUCCAGAGAACCUCCAGACAUUUAUCCAGUCUAAACGAUAGAAGCCCAUUUCCGCCGCUGAAUGAUAAAAAAAAAUUGUUUUGGUUAUAUUUAAAUGCAUGCUUGAUCUUGCACCGUCACAGACAGAUCAUGGAAGGCAUCUUGACCAUAGUCAUAAGAAACUACAUAAUAUUUCAAUUGUGUUAAAAAUGAGUUUCAAUUGCUGAAUAUGUUAAAAAAAAUUGGUGUAUUUAUGAGUUUUGUGAAAAAAUAAACAUAAAAAAUGUGGUGUUUGCA
Molecule: messenger RNA, 1973 nt
Organism: Carassius gibelio (silver crucian carp)
Lineage: Eukaryota; Metazoa; Chordata; Actinopteri; Cypriniformes; Cyprinidae
Gene: actr10
Product: actin related protein 10
Exons: 13
Coding region: 117-1370 (417 amino acids)
Biological process (GO): retrograde axonal transport of mitochondrion
Source: RefSeq, a predicted model, not a curated record